Pseudomassariella vexata is the source of this 1355-nucleotide messenger RNA. RefSeq lists its product as uncharacterized. Gene Ontology annotation, molecular function: 2-oxoglutarate-dependent dioxygenase activity. NCBI's taxonomy places the organism in Eukaryota, Fungi, Ascomycota, Sordariomycetes, Amphisphaeriales, Pseudomassariaceae. The record is from RefSeq and is a predicted model, not a curated record. The transcript is spliced from 7 exons. Bases 107 to 1213 code for a protein of 368 amino acids. Gene Ontology annotation, cellular component: cytoplasm.
CGACGACGCUUCACUCGCGUAUCUAUCUCCUUGCGAACACAAACAUACUCAGGUAUAGAGUGACCUCAUACAUUCAAGAAAGUCUUCCUUCCCAAUCAAGAAAAACAUGUCUCCACCAUCUGCAGAUGUCGGCCUCUCGUUCAACAACCCUGUCACGCCCAUAGUGUCAAAAGGAGCUAGCAGCACAUCACGCCUCACAGUCCCUCUGACCUACUCGGGCACUCUAGACGAGUACAACCAAUUUGAUGUCACUUCAGUGAUCGGUCGAGAGUUUCCAGACCUCCAAAUUAGCGAAAUUAUCCACGAUGAAAACAAGAUCCGUGACCUGGCUAUCCUUGUAUCCCAACGCGGGGUCCUCUUCUUCCGCAACCAGGACCUCACCAUCGACGACCAGAAAACCCUCGGCCAGAAACUGGGCGAGCUGACGGGCAAGCCUGAGAGCUCCAAACUGCACCGCCAUGCGCUGAUCAACAGCAAGCGAGGCAUCGCCGUUGACGAGAAUGGAAAGUUGGACGAUGAGGUCUCGGUCAUUUCUUCCGAGCAGAACCGCAAGUUCUACAAGGAUCGCUUCUCGCCGCUGUCGAAGAAACUUGCGAGUCUUGGGUGGCAUGCCGACAUCACCUUCGAGCGAGUCCCCUCGGACUACGCCAUCCUGAAGAUCGUCCAGCCUCCCGAAGAUGCAGGCGGUGACACCCUGUGGGCGUCUGGAUACGAGGCGUACGACCGUCUCUCGCCGUCAUUCCAGAAGCUUGCUGAGGGUCUGGCGGCUACGCACUACCAGCCGGCUUUUGUCGAGGUCAUGAAAGAGUUUGGAGAAGACCUUAUUGAUCAGAAUCGUGGUUCGCCCGAGAAUACAGGAUUGGAUUUCGAGGCUGAGCAUCCUGUCGUCCGAACUAACCCGGUCACUGGGUGGAAGAGCCUGUUUGGUGCUGCCUAUCAGGUACAUGCUGGUUGGUACAAUGGGGUGACUGAGAGGGAAAGCGAUAUUAUCAAGGCCUAUUUCAACCAGAUCAUCCACGAGAACCACGAUCUGCAAGUCAGAUUCCGCUGGAACAAGAACGACCUUGCCAUCUGGGACAAUCGCUCCGUGUUCCAUACUGGCACAAACGACUACUCAGGAAAUCGACAGGGUAAUCGCGUAGUGUCAUUGGGAGAGAAGCCCUACUUUGAUCCGCGUUCGGUCUCACGCCGUGAAGCUCUGGGACAACUGUAGUAAUAGGUCAAAAUCUGACUAGUUAUGGGAUGGUCUAAUAAUGUCGGCUUAGUAGUACGUGGUUUGGCUGGAACUACCUUAAUUGGCUAGGUACUUUUCGUAAUGAACGCUUUCGAGUAGGUUUGUAAAUCAUCUGAGCGUC